GCAUUUAAUCAAACUAUAUACAUAUUCUAUCGACCAAACAAAAACCAUUCCGCGUUUUACAAUCUUUAACGUUUUGCAUUGCAUUGCAAAUAGUUGUUUGUAGAUUAGAUUUAUUUCAAAAAUAAUUGACAAGAUGACUGUUGAUCCAACUAAAUCGAUUCCUGCAUUUUACAAUGGACAAAGUAUACUUUUGACAGGUGCAACAGGAUUUCUGGGUAAAGUUUUUAUCGAAAAGAUACUACGAUCUUGUCCAGAUGUUCGUGAAAUAUUUGUGUUAAUGCGACCGAAGAAAGGAUUAAGUAUUAACGAAAGGCUCGAAAAAAUAUUAAACUUACCGCUAUUUGAAAAAUUGCGCGAGGAGCGACCUUCGAAUUUUAAGAAAUUAAUUCCAAUUUCUGGCGAUAUCAGUGAGAAAGGAUUAGGUUUGUCGGCUACGGACAAUCAAAUGCUGGUUGAAAGAGUGACUAUAAUAAUUCAUGCAGCGGCGAAUGUGAGAUUUAAUAACAGUUUAAAAUAUGCUAUAUAUGCCAAUACCAGAGCAACAAGAGACAUCUGUAUUUUAGCACAAAGUAUGAAGAAUUUAAACGCAUUGGUAUACGUUAGUACAGCAUUUGCACAUGUGAAUGAACCAUUCGUAGAUGAAAAAGUGUACCCGCCAAUAGCUGAUUGGCAAAAGAUAAUUGAAAUAGUCGAGACAUUGGAUGAACAUACUUUAGACAUUUUUUCGGCUAAGUGUUUAGAUUAUGCACCCAACACAUAUAUUUUUUCAAAAAACCUAGCGGAAAAGGUGAUACAAGAUUAUUCUUCCUCCUUCCCUUGUGCGAUUGUAAGACCUUCCAUUGUAAUGUCAACGUUACAAGAACCUAUUCCAGGAUGGUUAGAUAAUGUUUAUGGGCCAAUAGGACUUUUUAUUGGCGCUGGAAAAGGAAUACUACGAGUAGCAUGUUUGAAUAAAACUGUUAACGAAGAUGCAGUACCAGUAGACUUUGUCAUCAAAGUUAUAAUAAUCGUAACUUGGAAGGUAGGAUUAACCACGUAUGAUCACAGCAUUACAGAUUCCACAUCGUUAGUUGUAAAUUGCACAACUCUGAGAUAUUUUACAUAUCAAAAUAGUAUUUAUAUAUUGUUUAAUGUUGUAAAGGAAGUACCUUUCGAAGGAAUUGUCUGGACACCUCAUGUAAUAUUAACCGAUAAUCUUGUUCUAUUCUAUAUAUUAACAAUAUUAUUACAUAUUCUACCAGCUAUAUUAAUAGAUUUGAUUUUAAUGUUCGCUGGACGCCAACCUAUGUUAGUACGACUUCAGAGAGCAAUAUAUGUGGCCAAUCGUGCUCUGAGUUACUUUUCGUUCCAUAAAUGGAAAUACAACAAUGCCAAUAGGUUGACUCUGCAAUCUUUAGUACCACAUGACAAUCUUGAUGCGUUUUCUAUUGACGUUUCCAGUCAUGAUAUUAAAGCGUAUUCCAAAAAUGUUGUCAUUGGUAUCAAAAAGUUUCUUCUUCACGAAGACAUAAAUCGAUUAGAUGCAGUCAAAGCAUAUAAUAAAAGAGUGUAUCUGUUCGUCAGAAUGGUAAAAACUAUUAUCUUUAUUGGAGUACUGUGGAUAACAUAUAAGUGGAUCUUCGCCGGUACAUUAUAAAAUUGCUGACUUAAACUUAUAUAUUCAUAUUUAUCAAAUUAUAUUUUA
Molecule: messenger RNA, 1684 nt
Organism: Mycetomoellerius zeteki
Lineage: Eukaryota; Metazoa; Arthropoda; Insecta; Hymenoptera; Formicidae
Product: fatty acyl-CoA reductase 1-like
Exons: 9
Coding region: 134-1636 (500 amino acids)
Biological process (GO): long-chain fatty-acyl-CoA metabolic process
Cellular component (GO): peroxisome
Molecular function (GO): alcohol-forming very long-chain fatty acyl-CoA reductase (NADP+) activity
Source: RefSeq, a predicted model, not a curated record